Callithrix jacchus (white-tufted-ear marmoset) is the source of this 6124-nucleotide messenger RNA. RefSeq names its product DEAH-box helicase 37 (gene DHX37). The record is from RefSeq and is a predicted model, not a curated record. Gene Ontology annotation, cellular component: intracellular anatomical structure; nucleolus. Gene Ontology annotation, molecular function: ATP hydrolysis activity; RNA binding; ATP binding. Gene Ontology annotation, biological process: maturation of SSU-rRNA from tricistronic rRNA transcript (SSU-rRNA, 5.8S rRNA, LSU-rRNA). NCBI's taxonomy places the organism in Eukaryota, Metazoa, Chordata, Mammalia, Primates, Cebidae.
AAGGUAGAACCAGCAGCAGGAGGAGGUGGAGCUGAUGCUUGGCCAGGGGGCAGCAGCAGGGAGGUGAGAAGUGGGUGCAUUCAGGAUGUGUUUUUUUUUUUUUUUUUGAGACAGAGUCUCACUCUGUCCCUCAGGCUGGACUGCAAUGGCCCGCCCUCGGAUCAGUGUAACCUCCACCUCCCAGGUUUAAGCAAUUCUCCUGCCUCGGCCUCCCAAGUACCUGGGAUUACCGGUGUGCACCACCACACCCGGCUAAUUUUUGUAUUUUUAAGUAGAGGCAGGGUUUUACCAUGUUGGUCAGGCUGGUCUCGAACCCCUGACCUCGUGAUCCGCCCACCUUAGCCUUCCAAAGUGCUGAGAUUACAGACAUGGCCCAUGAUGCUCAGCUCAAGAUGUGUUUUGAAGGCUGAGCUGGCAGUAUUUGUGGCCUGACUGGGCUUGUGCUCAAAAACAGUGGAGUUGACAAAGAAUGACUCCCAGGGGUUGAGUGGGCAGCUUGUGGAGAGGAUCAAGAAGUCAGCUUAGGGUUUGGGUGGUUUGGGGCCUAUUAGGUAUCCGGGCAAGGAAGGUAGGCAGGCAGCUGUUGACUCAGAUACUCAAGAGACGCAGUCCAGGUGGAGAUACCCAUUUUGGAGUCGUCAGUAUAUAGAUAUUUAUUUAAAGUCAGAUGACUGAGGGCAGGAGUCCAGCCCUGGAGAAGAGGGAAAUAAGGAGGCUGCAAGGGAGAUGGAGCGGCCCAGAACGUGUGUGGUGAGCUGCAAGAGUAUAAAUCCUGAGGCCAGGGAGAAGGACUCUCGCCGUGGGUCAGGUGCUGCUUUGGAAUCAGGAAGGGAGGGAAGGACCACUGGAUUUAACAGCGGGAGGGCAGUGAGCACCUCGGUAGGGCUGGUUUGGAGUGAAGCAGUUGUGUGGGUUCAAGGAUGUCCUACAGGCCCCUGAAACUAAACAUGUUCUAAAAUUGAACUCAUCCAGCCACUUAUGUAAGACCCCAAGGGCCAGGCUGAUGUGGCCAUGAAGAAAGAUUCUAGAAACAGAAAGAAGGGUCACCAGGGCUGCUGGAGGAGUUUACUUCCUUCCACCCACCAAUGAGCAUUCUCUUCCACACUGUCGAUGGACCUGGAAGGCAGUGAAGGUAUAGGGAUGCAUGUUAGAGUGCAAAUCUGGAAGUCUGAGUUCACGCCUCGGAUGUUGCACAGACAGGCUGGGCAUGGUGGCUCACACCUGUAAUCCCAGCAUUUUAGGAGGCCAAGGCAGGCAGAUCAGUUGAGGUCAGGAGUUUGAGACCAGCCUGGCCAACAUGGUGAAAUCCUGUCUCUACUAAAAUACAAAAACUAGCCGGGCAUGGUGGCAGGCACCGCAUGGAGAAUUUGGCAGAUACUCAGGAGACGGGACCUACUCGGGAGGCUGAGGCAAGAGAAUGGCUUGAACUCAGGAGGCAGAGGUUGCCAUGAGCCAAGAUCCACGUCACAGCACUCCAGCCUGGAAAAGGACACGUUGAAGGGAGUUGAUGCAAGCAACCCGCUCGUUCUCCUGGGGAAGAAGAAAAAGAAGACCAAAGCCCCUCUGGCGCAGAAGCAGAAGAAGCCUCUGACCAAGAAGGAGAGAAAAGUGCUGCAGAAAAUCUUAGAACAGAAAGAGAAAAAGAGCCAGCGAGCAGAGCUGCUGCAGAAGCUGAGUGAGGUCCAGGCUUCCGAAGCCGAGAUGAGACUCUUUUAUACCACUUCGAAGCUGGGCACUGGGGACCGCAUGUACCACACCAAAGAGAAGCCUGAUGAAGUGGCAGCCCUGGGCCAGGAGAAGAUAAGCAGCCUCAGUGGUGCCCAGCGGAAACGUUGCCGCCAGCCCUCGGCCGAGGAGGAGUCCGAGGAGGAGUCGGAGCUGGACGAGGACCCGGCUGCUGAGCCGGCUGAGGCUGGUGCGGGGACCACCGUGGCGCCCCUGCCACCAGCUCCAGCACCCAGCAGGCAGCUCAUGCCAGCUGGGAUGCCUGCUCCUCCUCCUCCAGCCGCAGCCCCCGCCCUGCCCAGGGUCCCAGCCAAGCCUGCUGUCUUCAUCCCUGUGAACCGCUCCCCGGAAAUGCAGGAAGAACGGCUAAAGCUCCCGAUUCUUGCUGAAGAACAAGUGAUCAUGGAGGCCGUAGCCGAGCACCCCAUCAUCAUCGUGUGUGGCGAGACCGGCAGUGGGAAGACCACACAGGUGCCGCAGUUUCUCUAUGAAGCAGGCUAUAGCAGUGAGGGCAGCAUCAUUGGCGUCACGGAGCCCCGCCGAGUGGCUGCCAUGGCCAUGUCCCAGCGAGUGGCCAAGGAGAUGAAUCUGUCGCAGCGGGUCGUCUCCUACCAGAUCCGGUAUGAAGGAAAUGUGACCGAGGAGACCAGAAUCAAGUUCAUGACAGAUGGCGUGCUUCUCAAAGAAAUCCAGAAGGACUUCCUGCUGCUGCGGUACAAGGUGGUGAUCAUCGACGAGGCCCACGAGAGGAGCGUGUACACUGACAUCCUCAUCGGUCUCCUGUCCCGCAUCGUGUCUCUCCGAGCCAAGAGGAAGCUGCCACUGAAGCUGCUCAUCAUGUCAGCCACGCUGCGGGUGGAGGACUUCACCCAGAACCCGAGGCUCUUCACCAAGCCACCCCCAGUCAUCAGGGUGGAAUCCAGGCAGUUCCCAGUGACCGUGCACUUCAACAAGCGGACGCCUCUGGAAGACUACAGCGGAGAGUGCUUCCGGAAGGUCUGCAAGAUCCACCGCAUGCUGCCCGCAGGUGGCAUCCUGGUGUUCCUGACAGGGCAGGCUGAGGUGCACGCGCUGUGCCGCAGGCUCAGGAAGGCUUUCCCACCCUCCCGAUCCCGGCCGCCAGAAAAGGAUGACGAUCAGAAAGACUCAGCAGAGGAAAUGCGGAAGUUUAAGAAGUCCAGGGCCAGGGCCAAGAAGGCUCGGGCCGAGGUGCUGCCCCAGAUCAACUUGGAUCAUUACUCAGUGUUGCCGGUGGGCGAAGGUGACGAGGACAGAGAGGCAGAAGUGGACGAGGAAGAGGGAGCCCUGGACUCUGACCUCGAUCUGGACCUGGGGGACAGCGGGCAGGAUGGAGGUGAGCAACCAGACGCCUCCCUCCCGCUCCACGUGCUUCCGCUGUACUCUCUGCUGGCCCCAGAGAAACAAGCACAGGUCUUUAAGCCUCCACCAGAGGGGACUAGGCUGUGUGUCGUGGCCACCAACGUGGCUGAAACGUCUCUUACCAUCCCUGGCAUCAAGUACGUGGUGGACUGUGGGAAGGUCAAGAAGCGCGACUAUGACCGCGUCACGGGUGUGUCCUCCUUCCGUGUCACCUGGGUCUCCCAGGCAUCAGCUGAUCAGCGAGCAGGCAGAGCAGGCCGGACAGAGCCCGGCCACUGCUACAGGCUGUAUUCCUCUGCGGUUUUUGGUGACUUCGAACAGUUUCCUCCUCCAGAAAUCACCCGGAGGCCUGUUGAAGACCUAAUCCUUCAGAUGAAGGCUCUUAACAUUGAAAAGGUCAUCAACUUCCCCUUCCCGACGCCCCCCUCUGUGGAAGCCCUUAUUGCUGCCGAGGAGCUGUUGAUCGCACUGGGUGCCCUGCAGGCGCCCCAGAAAGCAGAAAGGGUGAAGCAACUGCAGAAGGACCGGCUGAGCUGCCCCAUCACCGCGCUGGGUCGGACCAUGGCCACUUUCCCCGUGGCGCCCCGCUACGCCAAGAUGCUGGCACUGAGCCGGCAACACGGCUGCCUGCCCUACGCCAUCACCAUCGUGGCCACCAUGACGGUGCGGGAGCUGUUUGAGGAGCUGGACAGACCAGCGUCCAGUGACGAGGAGCUCGCCAGGCUGAAGGGCAAGCGGGCCCGGGUGGCCCAGAUGAAGAGGACCUGGGCAGGGCAGGGGGCUUCUCUGAAGCUCGGCGACCUCAUGGUGCUGCUAGGCGCCGUGGGAGCCUGUGAGUACUCUGGCUGCACACCCCAGUUUUGCGAAGCCAACGGGCUGCGGUACAAAGCCAUGAUGGAGAUCCGGCGCCUGCGGGGCCAGCUGACCACCGCAGUCAAUGCCGUGUGCCCCGAGGCUGAGCUCUUCGUGGAUCCCAAGAUGCAGCCGCCCACCGAGAGUCAGGUGACCUUCCUGCGACAGAUCGUGACGGCUGGCCUGGGGGACCACCUGGCCCGCAGGGUACAGAGCGAGGAGCUGCUAGAGGACAAGUGGAGGAAUGCCUACAAGACCCCUCUCCUCGAUGACCCCGUCUUCAUCCACCCCAGCUCUGUCCUUUUCAAAGAGCUCCCCGAGUUUGUAGUCUACCAGGAAAUCGUGGAGACCACCAAGAUGUACAUGAAAGGCGUCUCCAGCGUGGAGGUCCAGUGGAUCCCGGCCCUGCUGCCCUCUUACUGCCAAUUCGACAAGCCUCUGGAGGAGCCAGCCCCAACCUACUGCCCUGAGCGGGGGCGGGUGCUAUGUCACCGUGCCAGCGUGUUCUAUCGCGUGGGCUGGCCACUCCCCGCCAUCGAGGUAGACUUUCCAGAGGGCAUUGACCGCUACAAGCACUUUGCCCGGUUCCUGCUGGAAGGGCAGGUCUUCUGCAAGCUGGCCUCAUACCAGGGCUGUCUGCUGUCUAGCCCCAGCACCAUGCUGAAGACAUGGGCCAGGCUACAGCCCCGGACGGAGAGCCUCCUGCGGGCCCUGGUUGCAGAGAAGGCUGACUGCCGUGAAGCCUUGCUGGCUGCUUGGAAGAAAAACCCCAAAUACCUGCUGGCCGAGUACUGCGAGUGGCUUCCACAGGCCAUGCACCCCAACGUGGAGAAAGCCUGGCCCCCCACCACUGACCACUGACCAGACACCUGGCUGCAGGGCUGAGGACUGGUUUGGGGCCUGGAGGGCCGGCAGCAGCUCGUCACCCUGCAACUGUGACUGCCUGGCAUGGGCUCCAUGGCCUGCUCUCAGGAAGCAGGUCAAGCCCUGGGAAUCCCCGUCCAUCUCAGCUCCAUCCUGUAUGAAGCUUGCUACUGACCGUGCCGUCUCACCUGCGUGACUUUUGAAUUGUCAGUUCUGCAGAUGAUGAUUUCAUCUCACGUACUGGACGCUGUUCUGUUCAAUGUGCUCUUUGGACUACGUUAGUCCCUGUGGAACGGUAGGGCUGGAGACCCCUGUAGUCCCCGCCCACCCUGCCAGAGAGCCGAGGAGGCAAGUGGAGGGCGUGUCCUUCCUGCCUUUCUUCCCUCUCUGGCAUCAGGGAGGGCCGCCUAGCCGGGGCCUCAGAGCCAUCCCAGACAUUAUGUGAGCCUCUGAGCUCUGCUUUCAUCUUGAAGGGGCUGGCCGGGGACUCCUAGGCCCCAUGCCUUCGUGGAAGGGUGGCUGCCAGCUCCUUUCCUGUGCUGCAGCUGCAGGGAGUGGGCAUCUCAUCUCCUCGUGGUCAGCUCUCAGAUGGCAGGGAGCAGAGCUGAUCUUGGCCUUGCUCAGGCCCCGCUGCCAUGCCGCAGAGGAGGAGCCUUGAAUGGGGCCUGCAGACCCCUCCGUGUGCCUCCCUUGUUCCUCUGUGGCCAAGGUGGAAGGGAGAGCAUGGGGUAGGUCCUCCUGCAAGAAGGAACGACAGGAGUGCCCCAGGCAGGACCAGGGAGUGGGGAGGCCCCUGUCCUUCCAUCUUCCACGGCAAGAGCCCAGGGAGCCAAGAUCACACCAUUGCAUUCCAGCCUGGGAGACAGAGUGAGACCCCGUCUCUCUCAAAAAACAAAGCAAAACAAACAAAAACAAAGUUAAACAUCCUAGAAACUAUGAAGGAAAGGGAAGACAUUUUAUCAAAAUCUUAGAUCGACAUGUUAAAUUGUAUAAACGAAGAUGAAAGAUACUGCAAAACACGACAAACAGCAUCAUACUAUUGGAUGACCUAUUGCAAUUUGGCGAGAAAAACACAAAGGGCAAAGGCCAUGAAGAAGUGAGGUCAGGAGUUCGAGACUAGCCUGACCAACAUGGUGAAACCCCAUCUCUACUGAAAAACUACAUCUAAGGCCGAGUGCAGUGGCUCAUGCCUAUAAUCCCAGCACUUUGGGAGGCUGAGGCAGGUGGAUCACCUGAUGCCAGGAGUUUGAGACCAGCCUGGUCAAAUGGCAAAACACCAUCUUGAAUAAAAAAUAUAAAAUUA